This is a messenger RNA of Penicillium griseofulvum, 3066 nucleotides long. RefSeq lists its product as uncharacterized. The transcript is spliced from 2 exons. The coding region runs from base 1 to 3066 and encodes 1021 amino acids. Gene Ontology annotation, biological process: regulation of mitotic cytokinesis. NCBI's taxonomy places the organism in Eukaryota, Fungi, Ascomycota, Eurotiomycetes, Eurotiales, Aspergillaceae. The record is from RefSeq and is a predicted model, not a curated record. Gene Ontology annotation, molecular function: GTPase activator activity.
AUGGAUCACAUAUCAACACUCUGUGCAUUAAGCACUCUCGGAAUAGCUCCUACCGGCUUCGCGCUCGGUCGCGCAGAACGGACACAGAGGCCCAGUCUCUUUCGGCGCAAGACUCUCGCUCAAGAUAGCUCUCGGCCGCUCCCUAACAACACCGAAAAGACGGCAGAUAUUGCCCGGCCCAAGACCGCUAUCCCAUCUCGAAGUCCGGCUGCCGAGUGGCUUGCCGCAAAGGAAGAGGAAAGCUCACAGGGAAACCAGGGAACGGAUCUGCCAAAAGCGCCAUUGUCAUUCAGUGGUGCGAGACGUCGCCGUCGGGGUCAAACCCUCACAAACCCACCCCUGCGAAUUCCAGAACAUGAGUCGACGGACUCCUCGGUCGAAUCACACGUCCGCCGGCCAUCCAACGGUUGGCUGCGGCGGCUGUCGAUGGCCUCGUUCCAACCAGAAAGCCCGACCGCAAGCAGUCCAGUGGCGCCGUCCUUCAAUGGCUCAGCAAGUCCAAUCUUUCCUCACUCGCCCCGACAACGAAGACAGCCGAAUAAAUUAGUCAAGCGCCCGGUCUCACAGCAUACAAGCACUCACCCUCUUGGCACAACCACUAUCUCUGGACCGUCACCGGCGGUGCUGCGCAGGCCUGCCACUAGUCACCAGAGAUCGGAGUCGAUGAUCCUCCGGACCCCCUUAACACCUGAUUUCGAUGCGUAUUUUCCAAAGGCUUCUACCGAAGGUCCAGCCAUUGACGAAUUCGAGCUCGAUAAGCAGAAGCAUUGGGCGCCGUUCUUUUCCCCUAAGGCUGGCAAAUUAGCAGAGAGACUUUCGCGCAGAUUCUCGACCGCCACCGCCCCAAAGGUUCAGAGUAUACGCCAGGUUGGGUUUGACCAACGCGCUCUUCCUGCGUUGGUUAAGGCUAAUGUGAUUUCCACAGCUGGGACGCGUGAAGACAGAUUGGUACCUCAUACGCCAAUUGAAUUUAGCAAUCCGUUCCAACCGGCCCUCUCCGAGCCUGCUCCCAAACAGCCAGCUAUCGCGCAAGAGGAACCAGUGACAUCCAGCCAUAAACAGUCAUACUCGGUCAACGAUGUGGAGCCGAAAGUCAUCAUGGCAAACACAGUUACCGCGCACGGAACACCGAUUAUGGGACUCGUUCGCGGAGGCUCUCUAAAGCGAGUGAAGGGGAGGACCUUCUCAGUUCCUCCUUCUGAACUCUCCACCGAAGAACGGGAUGUCAUUAUUCCGAGUUCCUUGGGGGCCGAGCCACGGCGCAACAUUACUGAUCCAAGCGUGUUUCGCGCUCCGUACCCCAUUUCCCAGUCUGGUUGGGCGGAUUCGGCUUUGGAACGACGGUCCCAAGUUGGUCCCCGAUCGGUAUCGCAGGACUAUAGCGUUGGCUUGGGAUCCCGGGCCGGUUCACGGCAGAUGACCUCCGAUGCAGUCGCCCUGUCGGCCUGGCAGCAGGCAUCUCGCCCGGGUGGCCGGGCCCACGGUUCUCUUCGUCGCCGGCCCAAGGGAUUCUCGAUUUCAGGUUCAGAUCCUGCCUCCACCAUCAUUGGUUCCGAUGACACACGGGUGUUUACAUCGUGCGAUGGAUAUGAGACCGAUCUGAUGUCGGACUAUUGGGACUCUGUUCGCACACGUGAGACCAAUCGCAGUGGACUCAAAGGGCUGCGCAUUGAAACUAUGUUUGACAAAGCAGGUGCGAGCUUGAUGAAUGAAGAAGCCACGACCUUGGAGUCUUUGCUCCCGCGGGGUUCCUUCGCCGCUCGAUCUUUGGACAAAGAUCCCCAAUUGUUUACUGAUCCGCUUCUGUCCUCUCCUUCGGUUCCAACAUCCAAGGUUGAAAAUCCGUUCCAUGCUGAUGUGGCUGACGACGAUGCUCUCAGCAUGAUUGGAGCGCUUCCUGGCGAUGAUCGUGAUUGCUUUUCUUCUUCCUUGACGCAUUCGUUGGCCAAAUUUACUGAACAGCCCGAAUCACGUCUCGAUUCGCCUAAGGAUAUGACUGGAUCGUUUGUGGGCGAGCUGGAUUGGGAUCUCAAUAAAAAGACAAAUAUCUUUGAUUGGUCGGAACAAGCUCACCCUCACCGCGAGUCUUCAGACACUGAGACGCGUCCGAGGACCAUGCAUGGGAAGCAAGCGGGUGGUGUCGAUAGGAAUAGUCGAGCUGUUUGCCGGAAAGCACCAUCGACCGUCCAUCUUCGGAGCCAGAGCGUGCCAGUUGCUAGUGAACUUCCCAUCAAUGAAUCGCGUCAAACUUCUGGGAAGUUCGGUACUUGGGGCUUAGGCAGUAAGGGUGUCAGCGAAGAUUGGGAUAGCGAUUUCGACUUCGACGAGUCGGAGGACACACCUAUUGCCGAAAACAAACCACAUGUUGAGCCUGAUCUCAAUCGCCAGAGCAUGACUGUUCCCAAGGCCAUUCUAGAGCGUCAAGCUAGUCUUCGUGGUCAAUUUGGCCAGGUUCAAGAAUUAACCCUGCUCGUGGAGGAAUUGAAACGUCUUCGCCAUCAAGCAAAUGUCCUAGGUGUUGUCAACGGACCUUCUAGCGAACUAUGGGCAGAAGCAGAGCAGAUCGUGAACCUUGCUACUAUUGACGAUGAAGAGGAGCGUCGCUCGCCGCCAGGAUCUCCAUCAUCUCUCACUUUCAGUUUUGAUGAAUCCGACGAUGACUGUCAAAAUGCGUCACAACGCAACAGUGAACUUUCAUGGGAGAUGCCCCGUGAAAAGGUUGAAUCCGCGUUGCCCCUCGCCCAGCUUGCAAAGGAUUCCCCAAAGUCCAAAUCUGUACUUGAUAUCCUCCAGGCUGGUCGUGAUCAACAAAAACCUUCGUCUCUUAAUGAGUUAGAAUUAGCAUCACGUGCAAAGAAACUUCCAUUUGAUACCUCCUCGCUGAAGAAUUUGGUUGCUCGUGCGGGUGUGGUGACACGUGCGUUGAAGGAAGUUGUUCGCAAAGCAGACGGGGUAGCAACCAGUCCCCAGGACUACCCUCAAGACCCGCCAUUCCGACGCAUUUUCGACAAACCAUCACAUGAUGAUAUUGCCAGUUUUGAAGCAGCACUGGCUGACAUGUCCUAA